UGUCUACUGCUCAGCUCUCGACAGCUGCAAACCGAAAUCAGCAAUUGUGGGUCUUCUGAUUGUACAGUGUUAUUUAGCCUAGCAAUUCUCCGCACAGAGAUAUUACCGAAACCGGGUCAGUCCAAGCCAAGAAAGAGAAAUUACAGGGUUAUGUUUAGGUUUUCCACGUUAUUUUUCGGCACAGCAUUUCGGCGUACCGAAACAUCCCGUCCCUCUCAACUAACGGUACCAGUCGGUACCAGUCGACCAGUCGUACCCGAUUGGAUAAAAUGUGUUGCCUAGCUGCGGCAGUCAACAUACCGAGCUAACACAACGACACAACAUUCAGUUGCCUUGCCUCUACCCUCUACUGGCCCACAGUGUCCGGUUGCGAAUAUGUUACAGGAAUGGAAAAUCAAGCAAUCGUUAGACAUUCACGCUGGUGAUGUUACCGGUUGCGAUUUUUUCGAAGAUACUUUAGCAACAUGUUCCAACGACAAAACUGUUAGACUCUGGCGCUCUGAUGCCAUAGGUCGCUUUGCUGAAGAAGAGUUUUCCCCACUUUUGGGGCACAGGUACGGUGUGAAUGCUGUGCGAUUCUCGCCCCUUGGAAGUAUCCUCGCAUCCUGUUCGAUAGACGGAACUGCCAUCCUUUGGAACACUCAGAGAGGGGAACAAGUAACGCAACUGCAACACCCGAGUGCUGCAGCGUUACGAGCUUGCUGCUUUUCACUAUCUGGUGCCCUUCUAGCAACAGGAGGGGAUGAUGAGACACUUGUUCUUUGGGACCUCAGCACAAGAUCAAUCAUAAGGAGCCUGGAAGGGCACGUAGCUAUGGUGGCCGCAUGCUGCUUUUCCCCCGACAGCUCAUUUCUAGUCUCAGGUGGGACAGGUGGAGACCUCAAGCUCUGGGAUGCAAGAUAUGGUCAUGGAAAGUGUCUGUUCACAAGGGCAGAGGCUCAUGACUUGGGAGUCAUGGGCUGUGAUUUCAGCCCCCAGUACGAAGCAAGCUCUGCACAAGGGACCCUACACAGCACUUACAUCCUCGCCUCCUGCGGGAACGAUGACCUUGUGAAAGUGUGGAAGGUGCAAGUUGGGACGCACUGCGUCAUCGCCCAUUGUUUCUCGCUCGAGGGCCACUCUGGCAACGUUAUGUGUUGUCGCUUUUCACCUGAUGGAACUACUAUAGCAUCAUCAGCUGGAGACCACAGACUCAUUAUAUGGGAUGCAAUUACUGGGCAGCUUCUUCAGAAAUUGGAAUCGCAGCAAGGGAAUUAUAUCCCUUGCUGCGCCUUCUCGGGUGAUGGAAAUAUUCUGGCAACGGGAUCUAAUGACCGAACAGUUCUAAUUUGGAGUCUUGGAGAGCCAGGGACCACAGAUGAUGAAACCCCAUCAUCGGCAGAAAGCUCAAGGCCAAGUUCUGGUACAAGGCAUCAAGCACCAACCACGCAUGGCUUGGCUGCCGUCGGAAAAUGGUCCGUGGGUGACGUCUGCGAUUGGCUCGAUAAGGUGGGGCUUAGCCAGUACAAGCCAGCUUUCCAGGAACAGUGCAUUGACGGGCAAGAACUUCUACACCUCACGCAUGACAGCCUCAAUACUGCGCUCAAGAUAGAGGCUCUGGGCCAACGGAACAGACUACUGCGAGAGAUCCACACUCUCAAGAAUCCUUUAUGGCAACACUACAGCCUUCCAGAUGAUGAUGGAACACUUCCUGAGGAAUUCUAUUGCCCAAUUACUCAAGAGCUCAUGAAGGAUCCUGUAGUGGCUGCAGAUGGGUACACAUACGAACGGACAGCUAUCAUGCAGUGGCUGGAAAGUGGCAAAGACACCAGUCCUAUGACCAACGAAACGUUGGAGCACACCGUUGUCAUUCCAAACAGGACAUUCUACCUGCUGAUCCGUAAAUACCUUGCCUGAAGCAAUACGUGUCUGGACACGUAGUUAGAGCGUUACUUUCCUUGCAGUUGCUUAAGCCAAAUUCUGCUUCAAACACUGCUUAUUGCUUAUUUGAAGUAUGUAAAGGCAGGGAAACUUAUAAUUGAAGACAUCGUUUAUGCAGCAAACUAUGUCACCUACACAUGCAAGCCUCAUCUUUCGCACCCUAUGAGCUGAUGCACCUACUGGUUACUGGGGCUUAGGACUUUGUGCACAAAAGAAGGGCAAUGUUUGUGUGUAAAGAAUGUGCAGCGAACACUGGCCUUCUAGAAAAAUGUGCUGCUGCUCCGUAAGUCUUAGCGUUUGUUAAUUUAUGAAAAAUGGCAUUUGGUGGCUAAAACGACCACCAGUUUUUGCUCAGUUUGUGAGAAUGCUUACUCACAAGCCAGACACAAAUGCAUGCCAAAUAUCUGCAUUACCUUCAGAAAGUAGCAUUAGUCUUUCCUGAGCAUAUUGCAAACAGUUCUAACUAAAACUACGCAUUUAUUUGUAGCACAAAGUGUAAUUAACGUAAAUCACCACUAUCUUCUUGUGUCCCGAUAAAAUGUGAAACUAAAAUACUGCAUUGGAAGUGCCAAGUCUGCAUGAAGUCCUGUGCCCUAUGUGUCGCGCAGUUGUAGGUGGUGUGUGCACAUAGAAUGAUUAUUGUUGUACAUCAAGCUGUGGCAUAGCCGGGAGGGGAGCGGAGGGGAGGCAAACUCCACCACAGAUUUGUACCUUUGGUAGUGCAUUUCAGAAAGGGAACACAGAGGUGAAAUCUCUCCUCCCCAUCUAAAGUUCCCACAGAAACCCUCCCAAAAAGCUUUUCUGGCUAUACUACUGGCAUCUAGUCACGCAGAAAAGUAGAUUUGAGUAUGAAUUUGUCACGUGAGUGAGUUAGCUGUAGAUAUAGAUACAGUUGGUAUGAGAACUGAUCAUCCAAUUCAGGGACUGGUUUGCUUGUCGGCAAAUGUGGACUUGCCGGCCAAUGUCUUUUCUCCCUCAAUGCCCCUGCGUUUGCACACAUUUAUUCCAGUAUUUCUGCGACACAUUGAAAGCACCUCUGGUAGUCACAUCUUGUGAUUUGGGGCACGUUCCGGUCUUGCUUACGUGUACCUUCCCACAUGAUGCGGGAAUGGAAUAGUAUACAACCCCACCAACACAUUCCACAAAACUCUCUUUUGUGCCCAACACUGCAUGUUGGAGCGCACGAGAGCAGACAAACAAUCCCAGGUAGCAAACCCUCCAUUGCACAGUGGGAAUAAUCAUAGCCACCUGCUAUUUUCCUUUUGGCGGUUACAUUUGACUUCAAAAGACUGGCGCCCACUUUUGAAAUGGGUAUACCGCCUAAAUGUCUUAGGUCAACUUAGCAGGCCUCCCUAAAAGCUGCUUCUGGCAUUUCAUAAAUUUCAGCACUAGUUUUCACAAAACGGAAACACAUCAAUUACACACAUCCCAUGGAACUGCCUUCGUUGUGGUGAAAUACGAUGCACGCUGCACAGAGGGGGGGCACUUCAUGUUUGCGCCCAAGACAAGGUAAACAUGAAGCGCCCCCCCCCCCCCCCCCUCUCACUUCCUUCAGAAGCUCUGUAAACAAACAAAAGAAAAUGCUUAUUUGCACUGCUGAGAUCAUAAAUUCAAAUUCUCUUAAUUCCCACUUUAUACUGUGCAGCCAACCUGCCAGGGCCUGCCAUUUGGCGUCCUCUCCAGCGAGGGCGGCUCCCCCUCUCGUACCCCCAUCGCUACAGCUCCGACGCUGCAAUAGGCAUGCACUGUGAUGCUUCCACAGGGCAGACAUUAGAAAAUACGUACUGCUUUCUGGGCCCGUAAUGUGUGCUAAAUGCAUCACUUCGCCCUUCAUUUGCCACGAGGUCUCGCAGGCCAAUCACAACGUUGAUUCGAAGACUCAACCUACCAAAACCGUUUUCACGUGCCACCGUGAGACGUUUGGACACGCCAACUUUAAAAAUGACGUUAACGCUCGCUAUGUGCUAGUUCAAGAUUGGGGCCCUGAUUUCGAAGUUUUGCACAUGCACUAGCACAUAGUUCACAUGUGUCAUGCCUUAGUGCUGCUUGUAGUUUCCCUGAAAGAGAUCGGUCCCAGAAUUAAAUAAUCAGUCCUGAUAUUAGGAACCCAGGUCUUGGAAUCUUCACCAAUUCGUUUUGUGCCAUGUUCGUUUUGAUUUCAUGUUUUUCCAUGCUGUGUUUUUUGGCAUGUCUGAUCAUUCUUCAUUUACAUCUACGGGUCAGAAUAAUAUUUAUAUUUGGACGGAUGUAACAUUUCUGUUUUUGAUGUAAUGCACUGUUUUGGUACUCGGAUGAUUUACAUGAAAAACGAUCGAAAAGAUAACCAACGAAAGACAUGUUUUUCUGCUCAGAAAGCAAUGUUUGAUUGUGUGUGUACGUUACUGCAAAAGCUGUGGCAAUUGCACUCUCUCAUGAUCACAUGACCGCCUUAAGCUUCACUCAUUUCCUGUGCAGGUCCCCACUCCGCUUUUUUGGACUUUUUUUUUUGCCAAUUUCAAAUGAUGGAUGCUUUCUAAGUAUUUAGUGGGAAAUACAAAAUGGGAAAGUGCGUAUAUUCACACAGAAAAAUACAUCCAGUUAUGUGAUAUGAUGUUAAGGCAAGGGCAUAUAAGGAUGCAAACUCUGUAUUGUACAAGUGCUUAGUUUCAUUCCUGCACAUUUUGUGGCCUGAAUACUUAAUCAUGAAAACAUAAUUCGUAACAAAGGCACAGAUGUUACACUACAAUCAGUGGACAUCAUGCAUCUCCAAUCUUUUUUUCAAUGCCGCACGAAUGUAGCAAAUACGGUGCCAUUAACUAAAAAUGGAGCAAGUUCAUUAUUCUUGGAACAAGUAUUAACACGAACCUUACAUCAACUCUCUAACAUAACAAUGAAGCAAACAGCUUAAAAUUAUAAAACAUACAACUUUUUAGGGUGCACCUAAAGACAAGUUGGGAACUGUACAAGUUUGCUCUCUUUCCUUUAAUCAUCCAAUGUGAUACAGACUACUUUCCAUACCACACAUUAGCAAAAGUGAGAUGUUGCCAUUCGUUUUGAUACCACAUACAAGAGCUGAUUAUGUGUUUUUAUUGCUAUAACUCGGAGUUGUGCAAUUUAUGUGCUGCAUUAUGAGCUAUUUUUAUGGCACUUAUGUGGUUUAUCUAGUCAGUCAUCAAAAUAAACUCAGAUUUGUUCAGGUUUGCUUUCUUUUCA
Ornithodoros turicata is the source of this 5112-nucleotide messenger RNA. Its product is annotated as WD repeat, SAM and U-box domain-containing protein 1-like. Gene Ontology annotation, biological process: protein ubiquitination. The transcript is spliced from 8 exons. Gene Ontology annotation, molecular function: protein binding; ubiquitin-protein transferase activity. The coding region runs from base 376 to 1896 and encodes 506 amino acids. The record is from RefSeq and is a predicted model, not a curated record. Lineage: Eukaryota; Metazoa; Arthropoda; Arachnida; Ixodida; Argasidae.